Callorhinchus milii (elephant shark) is the source of this 1115-nucleotide messenger RNA. It is a transcript of the gene sox21b, whose product is annotated as SRY-box transcription factor 21b. The record is from RefSeq and is a predicted model, not a curated record. Gene Ontology annotation, biological process: anatomical structure morphogenesis; regulation of DNA-templated transcription; cell differentiation. The transcript has a single exon. Gene Ontology annotation, molecular function: DNA-binding transcription factor activity, RNA polymerase II-specific; RNA polymerase II cis-regulatory region sequence-specific DNA binding. Lineage: Eukaryota; Metazoa; Chordata; Chondrichthyes; Chimaeriformes; Callorhinchidae. The coding region runs from base 181 to 924 and encodes 247 amino acids.
UUUGGAUUUUGUGUUUUACACACACGCACGUGAAAAAAAACAACAUAUUAUGAAUGCGAUUCGCUGACGAGGGCCGAGACCACAGCCCCGAAGUCACCAGAAAGUUUCCGCAGAAGUUUGCGAAGUGCGAGCACCUGCUCCUGGUGCCCUUUGCCGGUACGGUCGGUGCGCGGCGGCAUCAUGUCCAAACCCGCGGAUCACGUCAAGCGCCCCAUGAACGCCUUCAUGGUCUGGUCGAGGGCGCAGAGGAGGAAAAUGGCUCAGGAGAACCCCAAGAUGCACAACUCGGAGAUCAGCAAGAGGCUGGGAGCCGAGUGGAAACUUUUAACCGAGUCCGAGAAGAGACCCUUCAUCGACGAGGCCAAGCGGCUCAGGGCGCUGCACAUGAAGGAACACCCGGAUUACAAGUACCGACCUCGGCGCAAACCCAAGACGCUGCUGAAGAAGGACAAGUUCGCCUUCCCUAUGCCUUACCUGUCGGACCAGGACGGGAUGAAGGCGAGCGCCCUGUCCUCGGGGAUGAUGCCCGACUCCCUGCUCGCCCCCUCGGAGAAAGCCCGGGUGUUUUUCCCGCACGCCGCCGCCAACCAGUACUCCUUCUUCGACACCGGUCACCUCGCCUCCAAAAUGGGGGAGAUCACGCCGUCCUCGCUGGCGGCCCUGCAGUACGCCUCGCCGCUGACCUACCAAAGCGGGGCGGCGGCGGCGGCGGCGGCGGCGGCCGCGGCGGCGGCGGCGGCUUUCGGCGGCGCUCACACCCACACCCACAGCCACCCGUCCCCCGGCAACCCGGGCUACAUGCUGCCGUGCAACUGCGCUGCCUGGCCGGGCUCGGGGCUGCAGCCCCCCCUGGCUUACAUCCUGCUGCCCGGCAUGAGCAAACCCACCCUGGAGCCCUAUCCCGCCUACGCCGCUGCCUUAUGACAGGAGGCGAAAAGUUUCCUCUGAUGUUUUGACACCAGAACCGCACAUCUGCUUCGAGGAAACGAAAGGUACACCGAAGAACCACCAACUAGAAACUGUAGUGACAACGAUAGCUCUUCUAAUCGCCGUGUUAACAUAUCCGCGCACACGAUCAUCCCGGAGUGAACGAAAGGCUAUCCCCCACCCCACCC